UUUCACAUCCCUAGUUCAAGCAAAAGCCGUCAAAUCAUCGUCGAAAAUAAUAAGUUCGUUUUGCAUACAUAUUUCGCUUACAAAUUGAUCUAUCACAAUGAGUACAAUUGGCACAGGUUACGAUUUGUCCGCUUCACAAUUCUCGCCGGACGGACGAGUGUUUCAAAUUGACUAUGCUUCGAAGGCUGUGGAAAAAUGGGGCACAGUGAUCGGUUUGCGAGGCAAGAACGGUGUUGUCCUGGCCGUUGAGAAGAUCAUCACCAGCAGUUUGCAUGAACCGGAUGCCGGCGGACGCAUUUUUACCAUUGAGCGGAACAUUGGCAUGGCUGUUGCCGGACUUAUGGCUGAUGCCAACUACAUUGCUGAUAUUGCUCGCCAGGAAGCGGCCAAUUUCCGUCAGCAGUUUGAGAAGCCCAUUCCCUUGAAGCAUUUGUGUGAUCGGGUUUCCGGUUAUAUACAUGCAUACACAUUAUACAGUGCCGUGCGUCCGUUUGGUAUUUCCGUACUUUUGGCUUCGUGGGACGAAACAGAUGGACCACAGCUGUAUAAGAUUGAGCCGUCCGGGUCGUCGUUUGGCUACUAUGCUUGUGCCAGUGGCAAGGCGAAGCAGCAGGCCAAGACAGAAAUGGAAAAAUUCAAAUUCGCCGAAAUGGACACAGAGACACUGGUUAAGAGAGCCGGUGAAAUUAUUUACCGUGUUCACGAUGAGCUCAAGGAUAAGAACUUCCGGUUUGAAAUGGGCCUGGUGGCGCAGGAAACGCAAGGAACUCACUGCAUUAAUCAUGAAUUGUAUACCUUGUCGGCUAGGAACGCUGGCGAAAGUGCAAAGGAUGAUGAUGAUGGCAGCGACAAUGAGGGACCACAAUAAUUUUGUUUUGGUAUUGAAUCUAAUUCUGGGCCGCAAAUAUAACUAAAUUUAAUUAUAUACAUAUAUUUUGCCUAAUGAAA
Messenger RNA from Drosophila willistoni, 948 nucleotides. RefSeq names its product proteasome subunit alpha type-3 (gene Prosalpha7). The transcript is spliced from 3 exons. Lineage: Eukaryota; Metazoa; Arthropoda; Insecta; Diptera; Drosophilidae. The record is from RefSeq and is a predicted model, not a curated record. Bases 98 to 868 code for a protein of 256 amino acids. Gene Ontology annotation, cellular component: nucleus; synapse; proteasome core complex, alpha-subunit complex. Gene Ontology annotation, biological process: ubiquitin-dependent protein catabolic process.